AUGGGUGACUUCGGAGCCACCUCUUCCCUCGACGAGCACGUCUCUCUCCCAGGACAGCCCAUUACCACAGAAGACGACGACGACAUCCACGUCCUUGUCACCGGUUUCGGCCCAUUCAAAACCCAUCCUCUCAACCCAUCAUGGCUAAUCAACUCUAUCCUACCACAAUACGCCCCCACCAGCAAAAACCGCCGAGUUCACAUCCACGCCCACCCACGGCCGAUCAGAGUAGCCUACGCCACGGUUCGUGAUGAAAUGCCUCGUAUCAUCGAGCAGUUCCGAGCAGCCCAUGGUGGCCGUCCACCUCACUUGGUCAUUCAUAUCGGCAUGGCCGCAACCAGACAGUACUAUGCCGUUGAGACAGUGGCUCACCGAGAAGGAUACAAGCAUACAGAUGUAGAUGGACAGUUUGCAGUGCCCUUCGACGAAUCCUUGCCUGACAGAUUACAACCCGGUGUUCCUGCUCCGUCAAAUUCUACAUCCAACUCUACAUCCGAGUCUACGGAUAAGGUCAAAGUUGCUCCGUCACCGAUUGAUACAAGCUUCUUGCAGACGUGGAGGAAAAGUCUACCUGCAGGACGGUCAAUUGAUGUCCGUCUAUCUCAUGAUGCGGGCCAUUACCUGUGUGAAUACAUCUAUUAUACCAGCUUGUCGAUGGCGUGGGGGGAGAACAGGCCGCGGGCAGCACUGUUCUUGCAUGUUCCUGGCUGGACAGACAAAGCUAGCGUGGAGAUGGGCGCUGAUGUAGUGGUGGGUCUUGUCCGGGCCAUGGUGGAGAGCUGGAUUAUCGAGACAGACGCUUAA
Molecule: messenger RNA, 804 nt
Organism: Nannizzia gypsea CBS 118893
Lineage: Eukaryota; Fungi; Ascomycota; Eurotiomycetes; Onygenales; Arthrodermataceae
Exons: 2
Coding region: 1-804 (267 amino acids)
Biological process (GO): proteolysis
Source: RefSeq, a predicted model, not a curated record